AUGAGGGACUUCGCCUCCUCGAGCGCGACCACGACUUCGCUUUUGAAGAAGAAACUCGUCCGUCGUUCUUUAUCGGUCACUGUUAUUGGAUUUUUCCUGUUCCUCUACGUGGACCAGUUGCAAAAGACGGAGAAGUACGCGUGGAUGCGACGGAUGACAUUUCGAGUCCCGAAGUCUCACGAGAAGAGGAAUCACUUACCGGUAGGCGGGACGCCGAAGAAUCACGAGGAUUACGACGACAUCAUCAUUCCUCGCGAGGACGACGACGACGAGGUUGGUAAUAAUGGUAGAUGGGAGGAUAGGAGUAGUGAUAGGAAGAAGUACGUGCCGCCGUUAGGAGAGUUGCGAUUUGAUGAUGAUGAUGUCGAGAGAACCACCACCCGUAGCGAGGAGGAGGAAAAUGUGCCACCCUUGCCGGAUUUCCCUCCGCCGCCGAAUGUUUCGCCACCACCGGUGACGGCAGAAAUGGAGAGGAAAUUUCACUCGCAAAGUAAAGUUCGGGUGGAUAAAAUGUCCUUUCCAAACGCUCCGGAUGAGUUGAUCGAAGUCGUCAAUCGCAUGGGCUUACAUCGCGGCAGCGCGGUGGUGGUGUCGUUCGCAAACUCGCAUCACAUAGAGUUAGCGGUGAAUUUCAUCUUGUGGGCGAAAGCGAUUGGGAUGACGACGUUGAUUGGUGCUUUAGACGACGACGCGUUCGAGAUUUUGAAGAAAACAGUUGGGGACGAAUCGCACGGUGGCGAAGGACAGGCGUUUACCUAUCGCGUGGACCACCACUUGGAAGCGCAAGGAAGUUCGCACGCCUCGAAGGCGUGGAAGAAUUUUGCAAAGAUGCGCAUUUCGCACGCGACGAGUUUACUCGAGUUUGGGUUUGAUGUCGUCAUGUCUGACGCGGACGUCGUUUGGUUGAAGAAUCCCGAGGAGUACUUGAAAUGCGAGAAGGUGAGCGAAGACGGGAAAGUGGUGGAGAAUUUAUCGUUCGAUAUCGACGGGUGUGAAGAGUUGAAAGCCGCCGACGUGAUUGUGUCGAGCGAUAAUUUAUCGCCGACGUCGGACGAGAGAGACGGUGGGAAUUACGCCAAAGGAGGCGUCUUUAACACCGGGAUUGUGUUUUUGAGACACACGAAAGGUGGGAUUCAAUGGGCGAAGCAAUGGAACUUGCAUUUGAGCGCGACGGAUGGAAGGUUUCAUCGAUUAACCAGCGAUCAACAGGUGUUCAACGCGAUGUCGAGGAAAGAAAACGCGUGGCCUGGUUUGGAGGUGAUGCGCAUGGAUGGAACGCGAACUCUCGGGCCGAAGGAGAACAAGCGCGUCUUGGUCGCCGCGGAAGGGGACACGUUGUUAGGAGUGUUUCCAGUGGCGAAGUUUAAUCCCGGUCACGUGUACAUGGUGCAAAAAUUUCACGAGAAGGAAAAGAAGACGCCGUUUGCGGUACACGCGACGUAUACUUUUGACGGCAGUUCUGGCGAUGCAAAAAAAUGGAGGUUCAUGGAAGCUGGACUGUGGCGCGUCCCUGAAGAAGAAAGAGAAGAAAAGUUUAUCACGUUUGACGCUUCCGCUCACUUAUGGGACGACGACGCCGUCGACGACCACGGCGCCAUCUCUUCGCACGACACGCCCUCUAUCACCGACCAUCUCGUCGCCGGUUCUGGACACAUUAAAGCCUUGGCGAACGCUAUGGCCGUCGCAGCUUCGUUGAAGCGAACGCUAUUGAUCCCGCCGAUGCCGUGUUGGUGCGAUAAAGUUUGGGGCGGUCACGAUAACAUCUUCACCUUUCAGUGUCACUAUCCGGGCAGUCGCGAUAGCAACCACAUUCCGGGAACGUGUCCUUUGGACCAUUUCGUUUCGCCGUCAAAACUCGCGCGAGAGGCGAAAGUGAACGGAGUGAACAUCAAACCUUUAGGCGCGGCUCCAGAGAGCGUAAAAAUCAUGCGCGGCGAAUUCCCAACCUUGAAAGUUGGCGGCGGAAAGGAAGAAGAACAACAACACGGCGCUUCUUCGUUCGCCAUCCCGACGCACGCGACAGAGCUGGAAAUCUCAAAACUCUCCAACCGAUUACCGUUAGUAAUUAAACUCGAAACCACUCGAGACGCGUUCGGUGGUUUCACCGACCGCGCGAAAACAAAACAGUUCGAGCACUCCAUAAACGAUAUCGGUUUAUUUCCCGAACAGUGGUGUUCCGAAUGCCAUCCGCAGGGGUGUAAAAAUCUCAUCCCAGCCGCGACUAUCGCGAAAGGCGUCUUAAAGCCGGUGAGAGAAGUACACGACCAGUUUUGCGCGAGCUUCGAUAAAGCCGGGAAGUUUGAUGACAGCCACGACGACCACAUCGACGACAAAGAAGAUACUACUAAUAAUAAUGAUAAUGCUCGUAUUUAA
This is a messenger RNA of Bathycoccus prasinos, 2373 nucleotides long. RefSeq names its product glycosyltransferase family 77 protein. Gene Ontology annotation, cellular component: Golgi apparatus. Gene Ontology annotation, molecular function: arabinosyltransferase activity. Gene Ontology annotation, biological process: cell wall pectin biosynthetic process. The transcript has a single exon. The coding region runs from base 1 to 2373 and encodes 790 amino acids. The record is from RefSeq and is a predicted model, not a curated record. NCBI's taxonomy places the organism in Eukaryota, Viridiplantae, Chlorophyta, Mamiellophyceae, Mamiellales, Bathycoccaceae.